Molecule: messenger RNA, 606 nt
Organism: Emiliania huxleyi CCMP1516
Lineage: Eukaryota; Haptophyta; Isochrysidales; Noelaerhabdaceae
Exons: 1
Coding region: 1-606 (201 amino acids)
Biological process (GO): lipid biosynthetic process; protein N-linked glycosylation
Cellular component (GO): endoplasmic reticulum membrane; intracellular membrane-bounded organelle
Molecular function (GO): dolichyldiphosphatase activity
Source: RefSeq, a predicted model, not a curated record
AUGAACCUCAUCGAGACCAAGUGGUUGGUCUCUGGUUCCGCGUUCAUCGUCCUGCUCGUCCGUCGCGAUGCGGCGACCGUCACCUUCCUGUGCGGCGCGAUCGGCAACGCCCUGCUCAGCAAGGUGCUCAAGCGGCUCAUCAACGCUGCUCGCCCGGCUGGCGCACGGCUCUCGGAUCCGGGCAUGCCGUCCUCUCACGCGCAGAGCCUCUCUUACUUUGCAGUCUUCUUGGCGCUCGGCGCGGAGACCUGGGAAGCAACGCUGCCGCCGCGACUGCUUCACCUUUCGCGGCCACUUAUGCUGCUUUCGCCACCGCUGCUACGGCACGCGGGCGCCGCGCUCUCCCUCGCGCUCGGCGCUGCGCUCACCGCCCUGCGCGUACGCGCCGGCCUGCACACGCCCGCGCAGUGCGCCGUCGGCGCAGCAAUCGGCGGGCUCAACGGCGCCUGCUGUUUCUUUACGAUGCCGGCGUGCGUCCUGGCGCUGCAGGCGCUGCAGGCGCGCCACCCGGUCGCGCUCGUGGGCGGCGUCCUUCUGCUUGGCGCGGCGGUGGUCGGCAGCGUGGAGCGCACCCUCGCCGCGCGGAUGAAGGAUAAGAAGACGUGA